This is a messenger RNA of Daktulosphaira vitifoliae (grape phylloxera), 2700 nucleotides long. It is a transcript of the gene retm, whose product is annotated as SEC14-like protein 1. Gene Ontology annotation, cellular component: cytoplasm. NCBI's taxonomy places the organism in Eukaryota, Metazoa, Arthropoda, Insecta, Hemiptera, Phylloxeridae. The transcript has 14 exons. Bases 140 to 2113 code for a protein of 657 amino acids. The record is from RefSeq and is a predicted model, not a curated record.
AUUGUACCUUGUGAUAAACAAGUCGCAAGAGUUUGAAUAAUUUAAUUACUGAUCAAAACAUAAUGUAUAAUCAUUUAGCUUAAGUGUUUGUUUUAUUGUUUGAUUUUACUCAUUUUGUUAAAUUUUAUUCCUCGACAAGAUGGUUCAAGAAUAUCAGUCUCCUGUUCGUGUUUAUAAAUAUCCCUUCGAAAUAGUUAUGGCUGCUUAUGAAAGAAGGUUCCCCACUUCACAUUUAAUACCAGUAUUUGUUGGAAGUGAAGUAACUGCUGAUUCUACCUCAUCGGAUGGUUCUAUUAGGACAACAGAAAGACGAUGUAAACUUGUAGUUGAAGCCCCUUAUCUUAUUAAAAAAAUUAUUGGUGUAGACUUUGUAUACUUUAUACAGAAAAACAUUUUAAAUAUGAGAGAACGUUAUUUAAAUAUUGAAGCAACAAAUGAAACUUUUUCAAAUCGAGUUCAUGUUCUAGAAACAUGCCGUUAUUAUGUUCAUCCAGAAAAUUCAGAAUGGACUUGUUAUGAACAAAGUGCUCUAUUAGAUAUUAAACAUUUUUUGGGUUUUGAGCAUACUAUGGAAAAAUUAGGUAUGAAACAAUACAUCCACAAUAUUUCUAAAGGUAAAGAAAUUAUAGAAUAUUAUAUUGAUGAAUUGAAAAAAGAAGGAAUUACUAGUGUUCCUCGAUGGGUAUCUAAUGGAGAUGAUCAACUUUGUGUGAAGUUAUCAGAAAUCAAUCAAGUCAGUAUAUGUAAAGAUAGUCCUACAAAUUCAGAUACUCAAUCAAAGAUAUGGUUAGAAGAUGAAUAUAUUAAAAGAUACAUAGGUGAAUUGACACCUUUCCAAGAAUCAAAAUUAGUUCAAUUUAAGAAACAAUUAUCUCAAUUACAAAAAUCUAAAUUACCUAGUGAUACAACUUUAUUACGAUUUUUAAGAGCUACAGAUUUCAACAUUGAAAAAGCUAGGGAAAAUCUAUUACAGUCACUUUCAUGGCGUAAAAAGCAUAAUAUUGACAAUAUUUUAUCAGAACAUGAAUUCCCUGAAGUAGUCAAAACAUAUUUUCCUUGUGGUUGGCAUUAUUAUGACAAAGAAGGACGGCCAUUAUAUAUUUUACGAUUAGGACAAAUGGAUGUCAAAGGUCUAUUAAAAUCUGUUGGUGAAGAUUGUCUGUUAAAACAAGCUAUGCAUAUUUGCGAAGAAGGUUUAAAGUUAACAAAAGAAGCUACACAUACAUCAGGCAAACCUAUUACUACUUGGUGUUUAUUGGUUGAUUUAGAAGGUUUAAAUAUAAGACACUUAUGGCGACCUGGUGUAAGUGCAUUACUUAGAAUAAUUGAAAUUGUUGAAUCAAAUUAUCCAGAAACUUUAGGAACAAUGCUUAUUAUACGGGCACCACGAGUAUUUCCAGUGUUAUGGACUUUAGUGAGCACUUUUAUUAAUGAAACUACUCGAACUAAAUUUUUGUUUUAUGGAGGUAAUGACUAUCAAGCAUCUGGGGGUCUUGAUGAGUUUAUUUCUUCUGAAUACAUGCCAGAUUUUCUUGGGGGUAAAUGCAUAUCAAAAAUUCCUGAAGGAGGUUUCGUGCCAAAAACAUUAUAUUUAAAAGAUGGAGAUUUAGAAAAAGAAGCAUGUACAAUUACAGAUGAGAGUAUUUAUGAAUCUGUAACCCUAACAAAAGGACAGUCUCAUGAAGUAUUUGUUGAAGUUGAAGAAUCUGGAUCUAUAAUAACAUGGGAUUUUGAUGUUAUGCGUCAGGAUAUCAGUUUUAAUGUAUUACUGCUUCUUAUAGAAGUUCAACCAUCUACUCUUCUAAGUUGUACUAGGGGCAAUCUUAAUACAAUGGAAAAAGGAUGGAAAGAAGGUGAACAUUAUGAAAAAGUUGAACAGACUAUCAUAUGUCAUGAUGGUGAAAGUAUUCAAGGUUCACAUCUUGUAUCUAAAAGUGGAACAUAUGUCUUGCAAUGGUAUUGGUCAUCAGAAAAUACUAAUGCUACUAUUGGGUAUCAUACUAAAGCUAAAAUAAUGUACUAUUAUGAAAUGUUAAAAUCUGCUGAUUAUAGAGGAUCAAUGUCUAGUUUAAUGUCAGCAAACAGCAAAUUUUCUAGUCUAAGUAACAGAUGAUAGAAAAAAAGAUAUAGUUACAUAUAUUUAUAGAUAGUUAUUUUAAAAACGAAUUUUCAAUGGAAUUGAUAAGGACCAUACAUAAAAAAAUUACUGUUCAUUACUCUCUUAAAGAAAGUAAAGACUGGAAAGUAUGAAAAAAAUAUAUUAGGUUUAUUUUAUUUUUUUAUUAUUUAUUUAAAUUUUAAUAUUACUUUAAUACAUUUUUUAAUUUAUUUAAGUUAAUUAUUCAUGUAUUCAUGUAUUCAUGACUUAGUAUACUUUUUUUUUAUUCACUAAUUAAUUGACAAAUUAUUUAAUUAUAUUAUAUUUAUCUUAGUCUUUCUUGUAUGGUCCUUCUGGACAAUAUUAAUUUUAUUGUAGAUUCUUAUUAUACAGAAUGUUCAGUAAGUAAGGAAACAGGUAAAUUGUUAUAAACAAUGAGAACAAUAGAAACCCAUUUCCUUACUUACUGAACGCUCUAUAUAAUUUCUAAGGUAAUCAUAAAUGUCAGUUAUCUUAAUAUCUAGUGUAUUGUUUAUUAAUUUAAGAUAUUAACAAAAUCUCAACAAUUAUCAUGUAUUUUAUUUGAAUAUAUAUAUAUAUAU